CGGAGAUUGUUGAUAAACAAGUUUAGUUCAGUCCUUUGCAACUGUGUGGCGAAGCCCCGGCCGUUUAUUAUUUGUAACAAAUGUGACAAUAUGUCAAAAACGUUGGUGGAGCUGUGGAGGUGUGCUGAUUACGGACAGCACGCGGUACCUGCUGGACCUUCGCCGGGGCCUGCGCGGGUGCGGAUGACGUCGUGACGGCCUUUGGGUACCGCUAACGGGCGGGUCGCUGGACCGCCGUCGGACGCCCUUCGUUCGGAGUGCUUCGAAGCGCGAGGCGAGCGCGGGCGCGGCCGACCGCAGUGCGAGCAGGAUGGAGGCGGGCAGGGAGCGGAGCCGGGAUCGGGAGCGCAGCCCGGCGCGCAGCCCGGCGCGCAGCCUGGGCGCGGCCGUGGCGGACGCGGGCGCCGCGGGCGACGUGAUGCUGCGCCAGAACCGCGAGAUGCGGCGCCGCAUGGAGGAGGAGCAGGCCUCGUACCGCCGCCGCCUGGACACGUACCGGCAGGCGCAGCAGCACCAGGCCGCCCUCGUGAGCCGCCUGCAGGCCAAGGUGCUGCAGUACAAGCAGCGCUGCGCCGAGCUCGAGGGCCACAUGGAGGACACGCUCGCGCCGCCGCGGCCGCCGUCGGCCCUGGAGCGGGACGAGCGCGAACGGGACCGCGUGCUGGACCUGGACACGGCCCUCAUCAGGCUGGACGACGAGCGCCGGAAGAGCGACAAGGCGAUGCAGCUCAACCUGGCCCUGCGCGACCAGCUGGAGGAGGCGCACCAGACGAACGAGGCCCUCACCUCGGACCUGCAGAAGCUGUCCAACGACUGGGAGGCGCUGCGGGAGGAGAUGCUGCUCAAGGAGGAGGAGUGGAAGGAGGAGGAGCAGGCCUUCAACGAGUACUACACGACGGAGCACGCGCGCCUCCUCAACCUCUGGCGCGACGUGGUGGCCGUCAAGCGCCUCUUCGCGGACAUGCAGGCGAGCACGCAACGCGACCUCCAGGGCCUGCGCUCGGAUAUGACGCUCACCACGAGGGAGAUGGCGAGCGCGUGCUCGGCGCUGGCGGGCGGUGCGCGGCGCGAGGCUAGCGAGGACCGGCAGCAGAGCGAGCGCGAGCUGAACGAGCUGCGCACGCAGCUGCAGGCGCUGCGUGCCUCGCACGAGGCCGCCGUGGCCGAGGUGAAGCACAAGGACGAGCGCGUGCAGAGCCUGACCCGGGAGGUGCAGGCGCUCGAGGAGCGCUGCGGCGAGGCCGAGGCCGGCCUGGGCCAGGUGACGCGCAUCCAGGAGGAGGUGGAGCUGCUGCAGGGCGCGCUGCGCGACAUCGCGCACGCCGUCAUCCAGGACGCGGAGGGGCGCGACGUGGACGCCGUGAUGCUGUCGCAGUCGGCGCACGUCCACCUGACGCCGCCGGGCCCCGUGCCGCCGCGCUCCCCCAAGCGCGGCCAGCAGCGCGCGCACACGUCGCCCGCCUUCGCCGAGGGCACCAUCUCGGCCGUGCAGGCGGCGCUGCACAAGUACCAGCUGCACAUCCACGAGCUGCAGGUGAAGCUCGACGCCAGCCAGGAGCAGCUGCAGAGCACCCGCCGCCAGACCGAGGCAUCCGAGUGCUCGCAGCAGUCGCUCGAGGCGCGCGUCGCCGAGCUCACCAUCCAACUGGACGCGGCCAAGGCGCGCUGCAACCAGCUGCUGCAGGAGAAGGACAUCCUCGUCAAGUCCCUCGACUCGGUGCGCGCCGAGAAGAACGCCCUGGACAAGAAUCGGCUGGAGAUCAACGCCAUGAUUGACACUCUAAACGCAGACUACGAGAAGGUACAGAAGAACAACAACCGCCUCCAGAAGCUGCUCGAUGGCAUGGAGGACGAGAAGAUCUUCCUGCAGAGCGAGCUCGACCGGCUGAGCAAAGACGGAGAGAUGAGGGAGGUGAGCCUGCGCGCCGAGGAGGACCGCGGCAGCCGGCUGCGGGAGGAGCUGCUGACGGUGCGCGAGGAGCUCAGCAGGGCGCACCUGGCUCGCGAGGUGCUGGAGCAGCACAAGGACGACUCGGAGAGCGUGAUCGCGCAGAUGGAGAAGGCCAAGGGCGACAUUGAGCUGGAGCUGGAGCGGGUGCUCAUGGAACGCGCCGAUCUUCAGGAAGCGCUGCUCAAGGCCGAGAAUCUAUCCCUCAGCCUCGAGGCCGACAAGAAGCGCCUGCAGGAUGACCGGCGCACCCUGGAGGAGGAGCGAGCCGCGCUGCAGGGCCAGGUGGCCGACCAGAACAGCGACCUGGGCUCGCUUCGCAAGGAGCUACUGCAGGCCGAACAGACGCGCCUCGACCUCGAGUCGGACAAGGUGUCCCUGCAGGAGAAGUGCAAGUUCUUGGACAUCGAGAAAGAGAAGACUGAAGUGGAGCUCGGGCAGGUGGCCCGCGAGCGCAGCGACUUUAGUCACCAGCUGGCCGUGGUCGUCCGCCAGAAGGAAGCGCUCUCGGAGGAGCUGGGCCGCGUGCGCCAGCGGCUGGAGCAGGCCAGCGAGACCAACAGCAGGCUCAACCUGAGCCUCGAGGACCUCGUCAAGGACUGCGAGGAGAAGCAGGUGGUCCUGGAGGCCAACGACAAGGACAUCCAGCGCCUCCAGGAGCAGCUGGCCUCGCUUCGCAGCGAGAAGGAGGCGCUGGAGGCCGUGCUCUUCGACGCGCAGACGGGUUUGGAGGCGACGGACAACAAGCGCGCCAAGCUGGAGAAGGAGAACCAGGAGCUGCUCGUCAAGCACGAGGGGCUCAAGGGGCAGAUCACCCGCCUCACCAAAGACCUGGAGAACUCGGAGAAGCGCGCCCGCGAGAUGCGCGCGUCCCUGCUGCAGGCCGCCGGAAACCAGGAGGCCGAGUUCCAGCAGCAGAUCGCCAAGCUUAAAAGCACAAUCGAGGAGACGGUGCGCAAGCUCACCGACGAGAGGGAGCAAGUUCGUGCCGCGCUGGAGAAGCGCCUGCAGAGUGCCGUGACCCAGCUGACCAACGAGAAGGAGGCGGAAGUGGCCGCCCUCCAGGAGAGGAUCGACGCGGCACAGCAGCACCUGGAGAACGUGUGCCAGCAGCACGAAGAGGCGCUACUCCGCGCCGAGAACGACAAGCAGCAGUCGCUGCUUCUGGCGCAACACGACCAGCAGGCGCUGCAGGAGAAGCUGGAGUGCGUGCGGCGCGAGCUGGAGGAGGAGCGCGGCGUGCUGGAGCGGGUGCGGCGCGAGGCGACGGCGCGCGCCGAGCAGGACCGCGCCACGCUCAACCAGCUGCGCGACGAGCUGGCGCGCGUGCACACGCGCCUCGAGGACUUCAAGUGCAAGGCGGAGGAGGACCGCGCCCGCUUCGACGCGCGCGCCGACGAGCUGCUCCGCGAGCGCGACCUCUCGCAGCAGGAGAGCGAGGAGCUCAAGGUGCAGCUCAGCCUGUCCGAGGACCGCGUCGACCAGGUCCAGGCACAGCUGCAGGAGACGCUGCGCAAGCUCAAGGAGACCGAAAACGUGAGCGAGUCGCUGCGGAAGGACCUGACGGACGUCCGCCGCCAGCUCAGCGACUGCAGCUUCGAGAAGGACAAGUACUGCAGCACCAACCGCGAGCUGCGCGAGAUCGUCAAGCGGCUGGAGGGCGACAAGCGCGAGGCGGCGCGCGGGCUGGACGAGGCCGUGCAGAAGAUCGCCAUGCUGGAGGAGGCGCGCGGCGCGCUCGACCUGGAGCGCACCCGCCUGCAGGCGCAGGUGCGCGACCUGGAGCACGCGCACCUCACCGUGCAGCACAACCUGCAGACGGUGCAGGACGAGCUGGCGCGCACGCAGGCCGCCAACAAGCAGGCCGCCGGCGAGGAGAAGGAGCUGCAGGCGCGGCUGGCCGUGGAGACCGAGGAGCGCGAGCGAGCCUCGCAGGAGCUGCACCAGCUGCGCAAGCAGGCCGUGGAGCUGGACGGCGCGCUGGAGAUGGCCCGCCAGGAGAUGGCGCGCCUGCGCUCGCGCGCCGAGGAGGAGGGCGAGCGGUGGCGCGCGCGCGAGCAGGAGCUGGUCAUGCGCCUGGAGGACAGCCGCAACCGGGAGCGCAAGCUCGAGGACCAGAAGCACAACCUGGAGGUGUGCCUGGCCGACGCCACGCAGCAGAUCCAGGAGCUCAAGGCGCGCCUGGGCGGCGCCGAGGGCCGCGUGCGCGCCCUGGACCAGCAGCUGCUGCAGCUGGAGGCGGCCAAGAAGGACGCGGACCAGAAGCUGAGCAGCGUGGGGUCGACGCUGCGCCGCAUCGCCGGCAUCCAGCUGGACGGCAGCGUCAGCCUGCCCUUCCGUCUGCUCAGCCCGUCGCGCCGGUGGAGCCCCGCCAGAGCAGUCCAAGAGCACCACGACGGCCGAGGCGACAGCGUGGUUGAUGUGGACCCGGAGGUGAUCCGCAAGGGCGUACGCUCCCUCAUGCAGCAAGUGGCGCAGAUCGAACGAGAGCGGGACGACCUGAAGGCCCAGGUGACCGCGGCCAAAAAGCAGCUGGCCGAGACGCAGGAGCACCAGUCCAAAGGAGACACGAAACUCAACGCCACGCUGCAGAACCUGUCCCGCCUCCAGGAGGAGAAGGGCAGCCUGGAGAACCGGCUGGGACAGAAGCAAGCAGCGCUCCAGGCCCAAUCGGAGACACUGCAGCAGCGCACCGAGGAGGCGACGCAGCUGCGCGAGCGUCUGACGGCGCUGGAGCUGACGCUGCACUCGGGCGCGGAGGAGCGCGCCGUGUGCGAGGACAAGCUGGAUAAGGUGCGGGCCGCGUGCGGCCGCCUGGAGGCCGAGAAGCGCGCGCUGCAGGAGGAGCUGGGCCGCACCGAGUCGCGCGCCACCAAGCUCGAGCUGCAGCGCAUGGGCCUGGAGGGUGACCUGCAGCGGCUGCAGAUGGUGCUGCAGGAGAAGGACUCGCAUCUGGCGAAGUUGCAAGAGAGGUGCGAGCAACAGGGCCGCAUGGUGGCCAGCCUCGAGGAGCGCUGCGCCUCCAUGAAGAACACCAUCGACCAGCUGAACCUGUCGCUGGAGCGCGCCGCAGCUGGCGAGUCGGAGCUGCGCGCCGAGAUUCAAAGCCUGCAGCGCACGCUCAUCGACACGAGCUCCACAUCGCAGGCCAGCUGCGAGAAGUUGAAACAACUCCAGAAGUCCCUGACGAACAGCGAGAACGAGCGGCGAGUCGUGACGGAGCGGCUGGAGGUGACGCAGCAGCAGCUCGCGGACCUGCGGAGAGCCAACCAGCAGCUGUCGGACCAGUCCAGCCGCCUGCACGCCGAGCUGGCCAACAACGAGGUGCAGCGCUCGGCGCUCGAGUCGCAGCUGCGGCUGGCCAACUCCUCGGCGGCGUCCUGGCCCGCCGAGCAGCACGCGCCCGACAACAUGCGCGAGGAGGAGCUGAACCGCCAGCUUACCACGGCCCACCGCGAGCGCUCCGACCUGCGCACCAAGGUGGACUCGCUCGUCGAGAAGGUGCGCUGCCUGGAGACGGAGAAGCGCACGCUGGAGCGUACCAUUACCAAGGGCGGCCGCAGCCGCAGCUACGACCGCAACCGGGAGGCGACGGAGAAGGAGCUGGACAUGGUGGACUCGGCCGGCUCGGGCCUCAGCCAGGUGCUGGAGCAGGAGAACCGCGAGCUCCGCAUGCGCGUGCGCCGUCUGGAGGCGAUGCUCGCCGAAAAGGAGAACGAGCUGCUGCGCGCCCGCCAGGCGCUGCAGUCGGCGCAGGCGCACCUGCAGGUGCAGCAGUCGCACGGCCGCUCGCACAGCCCCGAGCGCGCCGAGCGGGCUGAGCGGGCCGCCGAGCUGGAGCGGGUGCGCGCCUCGCAGCUGCAGGCCGAGCGCCUGCUCGAGGCGCGCGAGCAGUCGCACCGCCAGCAGGUGCUGCGGCUUGAGAACCAGAUUCAACUUCUCCGCGAGCAGCUGGCCCAGGAAGUCAAGCGGCGGCAGCUGUACGUGCUGCGCAGCUCCAGGGCCGGGCGGGAGAUGCAGCACCUGCGGCAGGCGCUGGGCGACUCGCUGCGGACCGUGUCGCAGGACCCCGCCCUGGACGCGCUGCUGCUCGAGCACGAGGCGCGCAAGUUGGACAACUCGCUCGCCACGGCCACCUCGCCCAUGCCGCCCAAGUAGUGGCCCGGCGACUCUGCGGUGGAUCAUCACUGAUCAUCCAGUUGCUUAAAACCAUUGCGAAUACCAGCUCUUCCUGUUCUUUGGAAUUGUUUAAAAUAGACACUGAUCAGAAUCUCGGAAUUUUUUGAAGCAUGGUGAAUUUGUAGAAGAGCUUCACUGUACUUGUAAGAUUAACAACUUUAUUAUCAUGUUUAAAGCCUGGCGUGUAUACUUCCAUUCAAAACACCUUUUUGUUUGUUUGGAACAUAGAAUUAGACGACUUGGUGUAAAUCUGCAGUUCAUGAAAAUAUGGUUCCUGUUGUAGGAAUCGAGACCAUUCCACAUAAAUAUCUGGUUCCUGUUGUAGGAAUAAAUAACAUUCCACAUAAAUAUUUCCAGUGUGUGUUUAUGCAUGUCUGUGUGGAUUUCUUGGAAGGGUUUGUAUGUUUCUAGUCUUUUCUAUUUAUUCUUUUUAUGUGACCAUUUAUGUUUUUCUGUUUUACUUAUUUUAUGUUGUUUAACUUUUUUGAAAACUAUAAUUCAUGUAACAAAUCAAGUUACAUUUUUUUUUACUCAAUUUUGUGAUCUAAGACUUUGUACCAAAAUAUACUGCCAUGAAUAAUUUUAGUUGAUACCACAACUCAAGCAUUCUUUGAAAUAGCUCAUUUACAAUUCUAUGUAUUGUAUUGACUAGAGUUUUUACAUUUUGCACUUUUCUUCUCCAUAGCCAUGAAUAUGUAGCUGUUUUAGAUUUUAUUUUAAAGCGGGUUUAGUCUACGUCAUUUAAUUUUGGUCAGAUCCUGGUUUCAUCAAAUGAGGCUUAAGAGGGUAUGUUGUGAAUAAGUGUUAAUACUUUAUUACAACUUAGCCUGGGCCUGUGCCAUUAUAACUUAGUCAUGUGCCUUUUAAAAGAAAUAUUCUCUCUAUCAUACAAAGGAAAAAUAGGCACAACCCCCAAACAUGUUUGUAUUGUGCAAUUUACAAGUACUUUUAAGAAGAAGUGGAAUGGUUAGUUUCCACUCCUAGUGUUUAAAUCUUGUUUCACUUAGAAAUACUUCCCAGAACUGAUAACCAACUUUCAAUAUUUUUUGCCACAGUGAAAUUUCUAAAGGAAUGCAUUUGAUGUUAACGAAAUGUUUGGCUUGCUGCAGGUGAGGCGAGAACUCACACUGCAUCGCAAGUCAAGAGAGAUCUGAUAGGAGCUUGUGUCGUGUUCUCUAACCUGUCACUCGCUGAGGGGUCAUGUGGUAGAACCAUGGUAAAGUUGAUCAGUGCAUUUUUCCCUAGGACCAGUUUCAGAAAAAAAUAGUGACUCAUGUAGCACUGUACAUUUUGGGGGAUAUUAUAUUUAUUAUUUUAUAGAUUUGAGUUUAGUAAGGAUUUCCCUCUAAACAACCUGAAUGUGGAAUUAUUACUAGAUGUAUCUUUUUUUUUGCACCUUGAAAAUGUGUGUUUUCUAUCCACUUUGUCGAGCAAAGUGCAUAGAAAUACAAGUUAAUUUUGGAGCAAAUAAAUCCUGCAGCCUCCUUGGCUGCAGUUCUUAAUAAUUUAUUGCUGAACAAAGUGCCUCUUAAAAUCAAAACUAAAAGCCAAAAACAAAAAAGUAAAACCUGGGAAAACAAAAUAGUGUAUGAAAUCACAAACAGGAUUCAGUCUGUUGUAGGUCAAGCCUUAGGUAGAUUAUACUAUGAUCUAAUUUGGGGAUUUUUUUAAAGCAAACUAUUAUCUUCACAUGUAGUGAAAGUUAUGUAAUAAUCCUGGCCAGGAGCAAAGGGUAGUAAAGUCUAUCAUUUUUAGACGUUAUCGAUUUGAUGAUAAAAUUUAUUGAACUGUUUUCAACUUAUUUAUGCUAUUUUUGUGGAGAACACUUCCAAUAAUUAUGUAGUGGUGUAGGUCAAGGUAGCAAUGCUCCUUGUCCGUUUUUGAUUUCUUCUACAUGUCAUGUAGUUUUGUAAGUCUUAUCAUUUUUUUUAUGUGUAUGUGAGGGUGUGUUUUUACUUGUAGUACUGUGACUUUGCAUAGGUGCUAUAUUACUGUGUUUUAUAUUGUGAUUCGUAUGUGCCUUAAUACCAGGUAACAUGAAACUUUAUUAAAAUGUCGUGUCAUCAAGAAUCAGUCAAUCGCUUUAAAUCUCAAAGCAGAACUAAUGAAUCUCAGUGGGAGAGGAAAUUUUAUGCUCAUCUAGUGUCUAGUGUUUUAGUCCGUCCAUAACUGCCUUCAACCAUUAUAUGUGUAGAAUAUGUUUGAUACUAGUAAUGUGAUUUCAUAGAAUAAAAAUAUUACCAAACAACC
Frankliniella occidentalis (western flower thrips) is the source of this 8377-nucleotide messenger RNA. It is a transcript of the gene Root, whose product is annotated as rootletin. The record is from RefSeq and is a predicted model, not a curated record. Lineage: Eukaryota; Metazoa; Arthropoda; Insecta; Thysanoptera; Thripidae. The coding region runs from base 311 to 6106 and encodes 1931 amino acids. The transcript is spliced from 20 exons.